Saxophila tyrrhenica is the source of this 1188-nucleotide messenger RNA. RefSeq lists its product as uncharacterized. The record is from RefSeq and is a predicted model, not a curated record. Gene Ontology annotation, cellular component: nucleus; cytosol; ubiquitin ligase complex. The coding region runs from base 1 to 1188 and encodes 395 amino acids. Gene Ontology annotation, biological process: proteasome-mediated ubiquitin-dependent protein catabolic process; protein polyubiquitination; protein autoubiquitination. Lineage: Eukaryota; Fungi; Ascomycota; Dothideomycetes; Mycosphaerellales; Extremaceae. Gene Ontology annotation, molecular function: ubiquitin protein ligase activity; cyclin binding; ubiquitin conjugating enzyme binding. The transcript has 2 exons.
AUGGAUGGCGACUACCAGGACCAAGCCACCAUGAUACACCUCUACGUCGAGCACCUCAUCAACAUACGCACACUAUCCCUCCAGGCUUCGCUCGCCACAGUCUCAAACAAGGAGACCAAAGCCACUCUUUCAGCAGACGGCAGUCUCCUGACACUAACCCAUGAGGGCCAGACAGCAAGCAUAACACUUCCUGUCAAUCUCUCACCAAACAGGCAAAGCAAUGUCAUCUUCACCAUCCCGGCCAUACCAUCAAGAGACCUCAGCUUCCGUAUUCAGCUCGAAGAAAAGGAGCUGAAGCCAGAUAGCAAAGGCUUCCUCCCAAAUGGCCAGUCUGACGAUGGCAACGUCAUUCCCUGGACCGCGGAUACGUUGACGGCUGACACUGCGAUCCGCUGCAGGAUGUGUGAUAUGCCACUCCUUGAACGUGGGAAGGUUCAGACAUGGAAGGAUCUUCCCUCCGAAGGCUGGGCGGAGAUGAUGGAAUUCUGGCAUUGUCACAAACCUCACGAACCUCACGCCCACGAGAACGGCGAGGGUGAAAAGAAAGGCUAUGCUGCAGGCAGCCAGCUGGCACUUGAGGCAGGUGUUGGCAUGGUCGACCCGCUAGACUUCCUGCUGCUGCCGGUGGAUUGCGCCAACGUCGAGGUACGAGCAAGUCAGAUUGACUCUCUCCUCGAAUGUACUCAGUGUAAUUCCACCAUUGGACACGUUGAAAGCACGACUGGUGGCUACAGGCUGCGCAAACUCAACCUCUCUGUGUCGUCGAGAGAGCAUAAGUCAUCAGUGUCAUACGACAAACAAAAGUGGCUCGCCUGUCUCUUGCUCUGCGCCAUGGACACCAAAGGCGUGCGCAAGUUCAUUGUCCAUGUUGGCGACAAGACCAUGAAGCUCUGGCUGUUCACUCCCGAUCUCACAAUAUCAUCUUCUGCUUCGGAAUCACCAGAGCCCACCAGAGUGGUUAAGGUCCUAUGGCAGGAGUUGGAUCCGUCUGAGCAAGACAUACCUGAACGACUAACAGCGGCUUCGCUGGCCGAAGACGAGCUACGUGUGCUAGAUGAAGAAGCCCAGACUCUGCACAAGCUUCUUGACGACAGCGCUCAACUACUCCCGGAAGGCGCCAGGAAGUUUCAAGACUGGAACGUCGGGUUACUGCAGCGCUUCACCGCUGCUGAUAUUAAGCCACUCUGA